AUGGCUGGCGACCGCCCCAAGAGGGCAAGGGCCGGAGCGUGCCAGAAUUGUCGGGUUCGUAAGAAACGCUGCGUGCCAGGCGACCGCUUGGAUCAGUGUCAGCUGUGCGAAUCGCUCUCAAUUCCGUGUAGUCUGAGCCUGAGCCCCGGGCAGCAUGUGCCAUCUAAUCUCCCGACAAGAAGCCUGCAAGUCAGGGAAGAAGAUGCACCCACGCCCAAACCCCUGCCCGCCAGGCCGGAUUUGGUGUUGUUUCGUGAAAAGCAGCCCAGGGAGGCUCAGAGAGAGCCUCCUCGGGUGGAAAUUGUCUUGACUAAUGAAUUGGCGCUGGAAUUGGUGUCGAUUUAUUUCCGCUAUAUUCACAAUGUCGCGCAUACCUUGUUUCAUGAAGCCAGCUUUAUGAUGCGGCUGAAACAAGGGAGAGCGUUUAUGGUGCAUGUUUACGCAAUGUGUGCUCUCGCUGCUCGAUUUUCGCAUCAUCGCGCGUUUGAUGAGAUUGCUCCUCAUGCGCGUGGAAAGAGCUUUGCUGCGACGGCUGUGACUCUGCUUCAGCAGCAAAGUAUGUACGCGAGCUUGCAGACGGUUCAAGCUUGCGUUCUUCUUGCCACCUUGAUCGGUGGUGAUGGAGAAAGCCAGACCAAGCAGGUUUACGACAGACUUGCCAGGCAACAUGCCGAAAUUUUGUCCCUGUGGGUGAUGCCGGACGGGAUUGGUGUCAUUGAUAGAGAAGAACGUCGACGCACAUGGCUUUCUGUCUGCAUUGCCGACCAAUGGUCUUCUGCUAACCUGUCCGUGGAGCCCGUUCCACCACCUGCCCAGGAAGUACUUCCAGCAGUAGACGAUGUGGAAUUUCACACAUAUGAUCCGGAGCUGCUUCGGGAAGAUUAUGCUUCAUCUAGAUGCAAUAUGUGGUCUCAUAUGACACGGGCACUCGAAAUCUACACUGGAAUUCGUGGGCUUUUGAGACGACUUAGCCGGGGUAUGAUCUCCUUUGAUACGUACCGCGUGGAGGUUUCGUCGUGGCGACAGCAUUUGGAUCGAUGGACCGAGCGAUUACCAGAGGGAAUGGUCUACAGCACGGCCAAUAUCAAAUCGUUUGCCACCCAAGGUCUUGGGCGAACCUUUUUAUCCAUGCACAUCGGAUACCAUCACUUCCAACAAAUGCUCUACUUUCCCUUUCUGGAUGCCCGAGCAGGAAAUAAAGCAGCGCAGCAGGGGUACAAUGCUGCUCAGUGCAGGAGCAGUGCGAACAUAGUCUCCGAGAUCAUCCAGUGUUCUACAGGGACCAAGGACUGCGAGCUCAACCACUUUCUUUAUGGUCAUAUUGUUAUGAUCAGUUCCUGCGUUCACCUUUAUACCCUAUGCUUUGGUGAAGAAUCUGCGGAACAGUCAAUGGCACGGAGACGGUUGCUCUCGAACUUUGAGUACCUAAUGCGACUCAAACUACACUGGCCGAUCGUGGAACAUUUUGUGAAACGCCUUCGGAUUUUCCAAACCCUCUGCCAAAGCUCCAUGUCAGACCCAUUUGCGACAGAAAACUGGAUGGCCCGGUUCCUGACGGAAGAAGCAUCGAAACUUUCCGAGCGACAAAGCCUGUUCCAUGAUGUGGAUUCAGACGAUGAAGCCUGUAUCGCCGGACCGACCGAGAAGAUUGAAACCAACGGGUCAUUCCGGUCGAGACUUUCCGAGUCGACGUAUCCCAAAUCACCGGGGACGGAGUGGAGCACACUGUCUAGUCUCCUGAACGACCAAAACAUGACCAGCGAGGCAUUUGUCAACAAUGCUUUGGGGUGGUUAUUGGAGUAG
This is a messenger RNA of Aspergillus wentii DTO 134E9, 1803 nucleotides long. RefSeq names its product putative C6 transcription factor. Gene Ontology annotation, biological process: DNA-templated transcription; regulation of DNA-templated transcription. The transcript is spliced from 4 exons. Gene Ontology annotation, cellular component: nucleus. Gene Ontology annotation, molecular function: DNA binding; zinc ion binding; DNA-binding transcription factor activity, RNA polymerase II-specific. The coding region runs from base 1 to 1803 and encodes 600 amino acids. The record is from RefSeq and is a predicted model, not a curated record. NCBI's taxonomy places the organism in Eukaryota, Fungi, Ascomycota, Eurotiomycetes, Eurotiales, Aspergillaceae.